Messenger RNA from Panicum hallii, 1155 nucleotides. RefSeq names its product GDSL esterase/lipase At5g03610-like. The transcript has 7 exons. Gene Ontology annotation, molecular function: hydrolase activity, acting on ester bonds. Bases 1 to 1155 code for a protein of 384 amino acids. The record is from RefSeq and is a predicted model, not a curated record. NCBI's taxonomy places the organism in Eukaryota, Viridiplantae, Streptophyta, Magnoliopsida, Poales, Poaceae.
AUGGAGUCCCUCUUCGCCGCCGCCUGCUUCGCCUUCCUCCUCCUGAAUGCCGCUGGUGUGGAGUCCCGGCGGUGCCACUGCGACGACGACGACAGCAGCGGCCGCGGCGGCGGGGUCGAAAGCUCCGACCAGUCGUACGCGGGGCUGAUCGACGUGUUCAGGAGGCUGCUCCGGCACAAGAUCAUCGACAAAUACGACCUCAGCCAGUCCGUCGCGCUCGUCGCCAUCUCCGCCGGCGUGGACUACUCGGACGUCCCCACCGCUGGUGUGGAGUCCCGGCGGUGCCGCUGCGACGGCGACGGCGACGACUACGACUCCGACAAGCCGUCGUACGACAAGCUGUUCGUGUUCGGCGACUCCUUCGCCGACGCCGGAAACCUCCCCAAGGGGGAUCUGAAAUGGGAGACGCGAGGCUGGUACGCCAAGAUUAUCCUGGGGCAGAAGGAGGCCCCUCCGCCGGAGAGGCUGAGGCGGCACGACGGCGUGGACCUGUCCUCCGGCGUGAACUUCGCCAACUCCGGCUCCGGCGUGUUCCCGGGGUGGAACUUGGAUAAGCAAAUCAAGAAGUUCAAGAGGCUGCUCCGGAAAAGGAUCAUCGGCAAGGACCUCAGCCAGUCGGUCGCACUCGUCUCCAUUGCGUCCUGCGCCGACUACGCCGACGUCCCCAGCGACCUGCCCGACAUGGACCCCCUGUACAUCUCGAACGUGACGGACGGGAUCGUCGACGGCGUGAGGAAGCUUCAGGACCUGGGCGUCGGAAUAGUGCUGGUGAACCUGCUGCCCCCGCUAGGGUGCGCGCCCUUGAACACCAGGGCGGACAACUACGCCAGGUGCGAGAAGGACAAGAUCACGGGCGUCCACAACAAGCAUCUCACGCAGAAGCUGCGUGAUCUGAUGACGACUCGGUCCUCCUGCUCGACCUCAACGCCGUCUUCAAAAGCAUCGUCACUCCCAAGACCGGCGUGUCCGUGCUGCGAGAGCAUCGACGAGAACGGAUUCUGUGGGCAGGUCGACGGCGAAGGCAACCUGCAGUACACGCUGUGCGACAGACCGUACACGUACUUCUACUGGGACACCACCAACCCAACGCAGGCCGGAUGGAAGGCCGUCAUGGAGCAGCUCGAAGGCCCCAUCAGAGAGUAUCUGGGCAUUUAG